This is a messenger RNA of Betta splendens (Siamese fighting fish), 4308 nucleotides long. RefSeq lists its product as uncharacterized. Bases 1348 to 2562 code for a protein of 404 amino acids. The record is from RefSeq and is a predicted model, not a curated record. The transcript is spliced from 18 exons. Lineage: Eukaryota; Metazoa; Chordata; Actinopteri; Anabantiformes; Osphronemidae.
GGCAAACUGGGUAGUGCAUUACCGCCACCUUCUGAGUUGGAGUACGCAUUAUUAUGGCAAUUUCUGUGCAUUUUUAGCUCAAACGCCUGGGAAACAUACCUAAAUGCAAAUGAAAGCUGUUCUUCAACCAUUUGGAGCAUAUCUAAAAGCUUGGGCUCUUUGGAAAGGUACCACUCUGUAGUUUUCACCACAGCGCUCAGAUUUACAGUACUAAAUGGGUACCAACAAUUUUGUCCACGUCUGUAUCUGGGAAAUUAGAGGAGAUUUGAUUAAAGUCCAACGUGCUUUGGAAACCAGAGGAUACAAGAGGAGCAAGUCCGACAGUGCAACGGUGCAAACUAGAAGGAUGGAACAGCUUCAUGGAUCCGUUUGACGGAUUUAUGUUUUCUCUGCCUUUGGAAAGGAUAGAAAAACUAUUCUUACCAGAGACAAUAUACUGUCAGCAGUUGACGAGCUUCAAGGAUCAAAGAACUCAAUGACAUAUUCUGGGGUAAGGUGUGUCAACAUUUGGGAAUUGCCAGUAUAAAACUCCACAAAACAAGGCUUAAACGAGCCUAUUUUCGUCACAGAAAGCCCUACAGCACAAGAUUGCGAGUGAUUCUAGAGUUGCAGAACAAGAAGCAGGCAGCACCAGUAACGUCCAAUCUGAUGGAGGGAGCGCAGCUGAAGCUGAAGCUGAUGCAGGCAGCACCAGUAACGUACAAUCUGAUGGAAACAUAAUAGUUGGUACGUCAACAUCACCAUCAUCCUUAAAUGACAUUGAAGAUCAAGAUAAAUAUUUCAGUCAUCCAGUGCCACAAAGACCUUGUUUUUCUUUAUUCCUGAGGCUGACUGGAAUCAUUUAAGAAGUAAACAACACAAAUGUUGUUUCAAAACACUGGACUGGACCAAUGUCAUUGCGCAAGGCAUUCGCAGUGUACACCCGUUUUGCAGUUUUGCAUUCAAACGGCAUACUGUGAAAGCAGCUGGGUCUGUAAGAACUGGCCCUCUGUUUUCUUGUGCUGGGUAUUGUCGUUUUGAAGAAUGUCCCGUUGAAGUCUUUGUGAAAGUUAAUAACGAGCUGUCUCUUAAGGCUACUGUGACUUUCAAAGGAGACAAAGUGUGGCACAGUUGCAAUGUCUUAAAAAGACGGCCUGUACGUGCCAAUGACAGAUCUACAACAGCAGAUGUCCUAACCACGAAACUACCACGUAGCCUGUACUUAGAUAAUUUAGGGAAGCUGGCUGAGAGUGUGGUAGAUUCAGGUUGUAGGGACCAAGUUCCAACUCCAGGCACACUGAAAACUUUGUCCUGGGACAACAAAAGAAAAAAAGGAGUCAUACUAAUGAUUAUUAAGCUUGCAAAAAAAUGCAUGAAGAAGAGCAGGGAUCCCAGGAUGCCAUAAUACAAAAAAUACAAAUGCAUCCAAAAGGAGUAAUGCUGUGGUCCAAGAAGAUGCUGAGCCUCUUUUAUCAGCGGUGUAGGGAUGAUAUUGUUUACUUGGAUGCUACUGCGAGCAUUAUUCAAAAAGGAAAGGGUCGCAGUGCACCAUUCUACGUGUAUGAGCUAGUGGUGCGACAUCCUUCAAAGGGAUCGUCCCCUGUGCCAGUAGCGACAUAUGUCACAAAUGACCACACAACUGCGUCUGUGUCAUUUUUCUUGGCCUCAUUUGUGACAGACCUAAUAAGACAACAUGGACUGAGAAUUCAAACAAGGCCUGUCAUGUUUAUUUGCGAUGGCUCCAUAGUUUUACUGCAGUCACUGUCCUACAAUUUCUGUGGAGUCAGUCUUCAGGAGUUGUUGAACAGAUACUACAAUAUCGUGACAGGCCAGGCCCCGGAGGAUUCAAUUCGACUCCCAAUACUGCAUCGCUGCCUGAGCCAUGUAAUGAAAAAUGCCAAGGACCUUUGCAAAAAACAUGCCCCAAAACAUUACCACCUAGCAAUGCAUACCUUCGGUGCUAUGGCUCAGGCCACAACAAUUGAAGAGCUUGAAGAAAUCAUUGUCAGUGCUGCUGUUGUGUUCUCAAGGUCCCACAGUGGCCAAAAAGUUGACAAACAUUUCAAAAACCUUCAGUUGAUAAUGACACAAGGAGGAAGAACUGACAUUGAGGACUCAUCCAUUGUGGAGCUGGAUUUUAUGAAUGAUGUGGGAGUAACAUCAUUCCAACAUCAUUUUGAACGAGUGAUUAAGCAGGAGGAAGGAGACAAGGACGGUGAGCCCAAUAUGUAUCUUAGUGCAACAUUCAUUCCUGCAUUAACAAAGUUCUUCAUACCUCAGGCUGCCUUGUGGACUGGAGUACUCUUGGGUGAUCUUGGACGUCAUGGAACAGGGCCAGUCUAUGAAAAAUUUACACAGAGGUUCAACAGAGCAGCUCAGAAAACAACCCAAAAUUACUCUCAAGACAACCACACACAGGGCAUCAUGGAGAAAAGUCAGUGGGACCUUAAGAGGAUACGUUUUCAAAGAAGACGGCUUACCCGAUUGGAUGACUUUGUGGUGACUUACAAGAUGACCCUGAAUGGUCUUUUGAGAGUUCAGAUAUUCAUUGAAGGGCAAGCAAAGGAGACAUCAUGUAGAUGAGGAGGAAUGGAAACAAAGGAGACAGAGGAAGCGAGGUGUCUAUGUGAGCCCUUUAGUCAAACCCUUUGUAAUGCAAAAGAUGAAGACCUCUGAGAAAAAGAUACAAACGCAGACACUCACCAAGGAAACAGGAGAAGAGGCCCAUCAAGAUGACAGAAAUGGACAGUGUUUUCCUCUGCCUGUUCUGGAAUCCCCGAGAACACCAGGUUGUCCCUCAUGCUGCGGGCCUGCAGAUCGAUGACACCUUCUUUUAUUUUUUUAUUUUCGGCCGCUAGCUGAGCCACAUCCUCCGUCAGGGACUGCACCGUUCCUUUCAGGGCCUCGUUCUCGGUGGCGAGAGAAAUCACCUGCUGCUGGCUAAAUUCCAGGGAGUCGCGGAGGGCCAUAAACUCUUUGUGGAGGAGUUCCACUAGCGCCAGACGUGCGUCGAAGCUUGAUAUUUUUUUCUCUCUGGACUCCAGGAUGUCCGUGAUGUUUUUGUCCGCCGAGCUAGCUCCAGGUGACUCAGUACGUUGAUGCAGACCAAAGUAAGGUCUAUCUUGUGGAUCCUGCAAAAAGUGCCAAAGAACUGGUAGAGUCGGAGCAAGCAGCGAAAAGACUGCGUGACUAUUUCAACAUGAGACGGGCCUGCCACAGCAAAACUGACUGGGUGGAUAAAAAAUGGAAGGAGGCCAUUAUGCAUCACCCAGUUAAGAAAGAUAGCAGUAGCUGUGGGGUCAUUGUGAUUAUGGUUAGUGAUGGAGGCCUUCCCAAAUAUGCCAAGCAUGGACUUCAAAACGACAAGAAAAGAAAUGGCACAAGAACGCACAAACAUAGCGUGUGAGAUAUUACACGCUUCUGUGUUCAACACAGACAGUAACUGUGCUAUGUGCUCAACCACAAAGCCACCAGGAUCAGGACCAGCCUUUACAGACUGGAUACAGUGUGAUGGCUGUUGCCGGUGGUAUCACGCACAGUGCCUUAAACUAGAUAAAGACACCCUUAAAAAAGCAGCAAGUGAAGACUGGAAUUGCUGUCUUUGUACAUAAUUCAUUAGCCAUGAAAAACUAACAGGAUGUAUCCUAUCUGUUUUACUGCAUUUCUCAUUUUUGCAUAAAGUUGUAUUUGUGUUCCACACAAAUGUUGCACUGAACUAUGCACCAAAGUCAAGUUCUUAAUCAUCAAAGUUGACUUUUUACAGUAUGACAUAGUACUUUCAAUUACUGCUAAAAGGUAAACUAUACAGUAAAAGUACGCAGGUCUUUGUGUGGUGAUAGUACACCUCUAGCAGAAUAAGGAGAAAGUGGUCUGGGCCUGGAACUAUGCACCAAAGUCAAGUUAUUAAUCAUCAAAAUUGACUAUAAUGCCAAUACGAUACUAUAAUAGGACAUGGUAGUUUUGAAUACUAAUAAAUCCUAAACUAUACAGUAACAAUACACAGAUCUUUGUGUGGUGAUAGUACACUUCUAGCAGAACAAGGAGAAAGUGGCCUGAGCCUGGAACUAUGCACCAAAGUCAAGUUAUUAAUCAUCAAAGUUGACUGUAUUACAGUAUGACCUGGUAGUUUGAAUACUAAUAAAUUCUAAACUAUACACUAAAAAUACACAGAUCUUUGUGUGGUGAUAGUACACAUCUAGUAGAACAAGGGGAAAUUGGUCUGACCCUGGAACUAUGCACCAAAGUCAAGUUAUUAAUCAUCAAAGUUGACUGUAAUACAAUAUGACAUGGUAGGUUUAAAAAAUAAUAAAUGCUUAAUUUUACAGUAAA